AUGCCUCAACUUAAAGCAACAAAGUUUAUCAUCAAUACAGCCCCAUUAGACUUCGAUGGCGUUGCAAAAUCGAUUGCAAGUCUCCUUAAAGAAAAGAAAGCUUGUGCAGCUUAUUUAUUGGCAAGAACAAAUUACGGUAUGUUUACGUUUUUUUGUGAAAAGCCAAGAUACACCAUCAUACAUUACAUAUAUUUAAAAACUGCUUCAAUGAGUUUUCUCCACAUGAACCUAUGUAGAAACUCAAGCAAUCCCAACUUAUAAUUGCUUUUUGUAUCAGUUAUGAUUGUGAAAAGAGGUAAUUAUAGUU
Clunio marinus is the source of this 307-nucleotide messenger RNA. NCBI's taxonomy places the organism in Eukaryota, Metazoa, Arthropoda, Insecta, Diptera, Chironomidae. The record is from the annotation of a GenBank genome assembly.